Molecule: messenger RNA, 408 nt
Organism: Cotesia congregata
Lineage: Eukaryota; Metazoa; Arthropoda; Insecta; Hymenoptera; Braconidae
Source: the annotation of a GenBank genome assembly
AUGGGAAAUGCGUCAAGCGGUCGUGCCACCACGACUUUUUUUAUUGUAUCCGUAAAUUCUCCGGUUAAACUGGUUUUUCCUAAACGCAGUUUAUCAUUUACCUCUUACAUCUCCAUGAUCAUGGGUGGAUGUAGCUUUCCUGACUGUCAUAACAGCAGUGAAAAGGGUUUUAAAAUGCUGAGGUUUUCUCAUUUAGUUGAGAUGAGAAGUAAAUGGACAACUGCUUGUAAAAUUUCAAAACCCAUUACUGAGAAUUCUCACAUUUUAAUUCCAUCUCCCGGUAAACUUUUUGAUGUUUUUGAAACUGAUGAUGAUAAUGAUGAUCAUUAUUCAGUUAAGAGCAAGAGACAUAAAUCUGGAGUGUCCGGAUCGAUCGUAGCAAAUGUAAUUAAAAAAUAUUCAAAUUAA